Messenger RNA from Sardina pilchardus (European sardine), 2734 nucleotides. Its product is annotated as E3 ubiquitin/ISG15 ligase TRIM25-like. NCBI's taxonomy places the organism in Eukaryota, Metazoa, Chordata, Actinopteri, Clupeiformes, Clupeidae. The transcript has 11 exons. The record is from RefSeq and is a predicted model, not a curated record. The coding region runs from base 144 to 1466 and encodes 440 amino acids.
AGGAACUAGAAACCGACGAGCUAGCUGUGUUCAAAUGACUCCAGGAGGGUUCACCACCUGAUGCCAGCCAACUUAAACCUGUUAAGCCAGUCGUCUUGACUAGUUUCGGUUUCUCACCUCAGCCUUCAAAACAGUGCGCAGAAAUGGCGACGGAUACUGCAUCACUGGCCGGCCUAGAGGAAGAACUCACUUGCAGUAUCUGCAUGACUACGUUUGAAAACCCAGUUUCUCUCCCUUGUGGUCAUAACUUCUGUCAAGGCUGUUUGGAUGUGGCAUGGAAAGAAAAUGCCCCCCUGGCAUGUCCUCAGUGCAGGCACAAUUACUCUAGCAAACCCGAGCUGAAGAAAAACACUGUCCUAAGCGCUAUUGUUGCGGCCAUUACAAUGAAGUCAUCUUCAUCGGAGUCAGACCAUUGCAAAGAUGUACCAGUCAAGCAGGAACCAGAUGUUAUCCAAUGUGAUACCUGCAGGGAGGUAAAAGCAUUUAAAACCUGCCUUACAUGCAUGGCCUCGUUCUGUGAGGAACAUCUGAAGCCGCACGAGGAAAAUCCUGUUUUCCGCGCGCACCAACUGACCGACCCUUCAGGAGACCUGCAGGAGCGCAUUUGCCAGGACCAUCACAAGAUCAAAGAGUUCUUCUGCAAGCAACAUGAGUGCAGUAUCUGCAGCACCUGUCUGCAGGCGCAUCGAGGUUGCGACUACACCACCCCACAGGAAAGACGAGAACAGAAAGAGUCUGAGAUAAGUGGUAUGUUGAGUUUGCUUGAGAGGAAGAUCAACAAGAACAACAUUGUUAUCGCCCAAAUGGGGCAGCAGGAGUUGGAACUACAGGAUGAUGCGGUUUCUCGUAAGAAGAUGGUGAGCACAAAAUAUCAGCUCAUAAGGGAUCUGAUCGACAGGGAUGAGCAAGAUGCUUUGAAAGCUGUGGAUAAGGAAUUGGAGAGUGGUCAGACCAAGCUCCAGUCUCUAAGGAAGACAUUUGGUCAGAAUGUGGAGAGGAUGAGCCAAACCAAAGUGAAGCUCAACGACCUUCUGUCAAGAGCGGAUUCGUUGUCCUUCCUGCAGGCUUCAGUCCAACUUCCCUUCAACACCAAAUUUGACCCUUACUGCCCCCGUAUGAACACAGACUCUGAAGCUGUGACAGCCUAUCAAUCCUCUGCUGUUGCUGUGAAGCAGCUACUGGACAAAAUUCUGAGUGUACCAGCAGAAAACCGCAUCUCACUUCUUGCAGAUUUUGAGAUGGUUCUUGUCAAAGGAACCUCCUCGGGUUCUUCUCAGGCGGUGCAUGGCAACCCAGGUGCUCCCUUUAGACCAGGUGGACAGAGGAUGAAUCCGACACAUCCAAACAAGAAGCCAGACCACAUGAGGGGGCAAAAUGACCAAAGGGGAGAAAAAUCAAACUGGCAACAUGAUAAAGGUACUGUAUGUCUGGAAAUGUGUGUUGUGAGCUGUUGGAUUUGGCUAUGAAAUUACAAUUUGGCAAUGAAAUGACAAUAAACAGAAUUGAAACAGUUGAAACAACAUGUUUUCUGGAAGCACAAAAUGUCAUUCUCACCUGUAACAUAAUGAAAUUAGUUUGCUCUGUGGCCUCUGUGUAUAGUCAAACAUACUCGAGGCUGUGUUUAUUUGCCUUUCGGGUGGAGGACAUUCAUAUGCUUUAGCAGCCAUGAUCUCUAGCCCUCAUCAUGAUAAGACUAAACCUAGUGUGACCUUACCAUAUGAGUCCAAUCAUUCAUCGUCAAUGAAGAAGUCAACAGUAAGUCAAAAAGAAAAAUGUGGAAUGUUAUGUUGGAGAUUAUGAAGUUUCUGUCUUCUCGCUAAUACAGUAGGUUUUAUUACAAUAUCCAAAGUCUGAAUAUUCCUUUUUUACUACUUCAGACAAGAAGCCAGAUCCAAACAAAUGGCAAAAGAAGGCAGAAAAAUCAGAGCACCACCAUCGUGACAGAGAUCAUGGAGAGGCGGCACCCAAACAGCCGCCUACCACACCCUCUGGAUAUUCUCGGCCAGCUAAUACUCCAUCUCAGCGUGGAAAAUGACCAGCUAAGCCAGUGGUCCCUAGUAGGGCCAGCUCACUAUACCUGGCUCUAAGAGAGAGCCAGAGACUCGGAGUAUGUCAGUAACCAUAAAUACAGCAGCUGCAGUUUACCUAAAGCCUACCUUACACUGACAGACUUUAACAAGAUUCUUGAAAGUUUACCAAAAGCCUACCUUACCAACAUCGCCUGAUGUUGGUAACCAAUCUCAGAACAUCCAAGAAGUUUCCGUUGCCUUCUUGCGUCUACAUUUGACGCCAAAGGAUUUACACUGAUGUCAAUGGCAGCCCUUAGCGUUGCAUAUGAAAGCGCGGGGGCACCUCAUGCGUCCUCGUUUGACGAGUUGGGUGAGCUAUGCGCAUUUGAUAGACAUCCGUGGCGCCCAAUGAACGGAUCUGGGCAUUUUUUUGCCAGACCACGUCUCAUUUGAGAACUAAUGGUAACUAAUGCCCCUCAUUCAAGCUUUACUCAAAAGACUACAAUCCGUCAAGAAUCUUUCCCAAAUCUUGUCAAAGUCUGUCAGUGUAAGGUAGGCUUUAGCUGAAUAUUAAUCAUUACAUUUAAUCAUAUGCUGUUGCAAUCUAAGACCAUCGUUAACUGUGUUUAUAUUGGCAUCAUGCCAUAUCAAUAUAAAAUGUAGUUCAACAUGGAAAUAGCUUUAAUGAAAUAAUACUAAUAAAAACAUUAAAAACAUAAAAACAA